AUGUCUAGAAGGGACAGAUCGUACGAUUCAGGCCGAGCCGACCGAAAAGGUUUAACCCGCGGUGGUGUUGGGAGUAUGAGGUUUGGUGGCCGAGGGAGCAUGGGCGGCCCUAGUGGUCGGCUCAGCAAAAAUAGCCAACCUGGAGAAAGGCUAAGAAAACCAAGGUGGGAUUUGUCAAGACUCCCUAAAUUUGAAAAGAAUUUCUACAGAGAACACAUCAGUGUCACAAAUAGAUCUAUGGAUGAAAUUCAAGACUUCCUUAAUGAACAUGAUAUAACAAUUCGUGGGAGGAAUACUCCAAAAGCGAUAUUCUCAUUUGAGGAAGCAGGUUAUCCAGAUUAUGUAAUGGAUGGUAUUUCAAAAUGUGGAUUCUCAGACCCAACACCGAUUCAGUCUGUAGGUUGGCCCAUUGCGCUUUCUGGAAGAGAUAUCGUAGGAAUUGCCAGGACAGGAUCUGGAAAAACAUUAGGAUUUCUUUUACCUGCAAUUGUGCAUAUAAAUCAUCAACCUUAUUUGGAAAGAGGAGAUGGACCAAUUUGUCUUGUUCUGGUGCCAACUAGAGAACUUGCACAGCAAGUACAGGAAGUUGCAAUAGAAUUUGGAAGACAUUCCAAAGUACGAAAUUGUUGUGUUUAUGGUGGCGCACCUAAAGGACCUCAAAUCAGAGAUUUAGAAAGAGGUGCUGAAAUCUGUAUUGCUACACCUGGCCGUCUUAUUGAUUUCUUGGAAGCUGGUAAAACAAACUUACGCAGAACAACGUACCUAGUCAUGGAUGAAGCCGAUCGGAUGUUAGACAUGGGCUUCGAACCACAGAUUAGAAAGAUAAUGGAACAAGUUCGGCCAGAUCGUCAAGUUCUCAUGUGGAGUGCCACAUGGCCCAAAGAAGUGCGGUCAUUAGCAGAAGAAUUUCUUAAAGAUUAUAUACAGAUCAAUAUCGGUGCGUUGCAGCUCAGUGCUAAUCACAACAUUUUACAGAUCAUUGAUGUCUGUAAUGAAUCUGAAAAAGACCACAAGCUUGUGAAACUACUUGAGGAAAUAAUGAAUGAAAAAGAAAAUAAGACGUUGGUGUUUGUUGAGACCAAAAGGCGUGCUGAUGAAUUGCAACGACGAAUGAAACGAGAUGGUUGGCCUGUCAUGGCUAUUCAUGGUGAUAAAUCCCAACCAGAAAGAGAUUGGGUUCUUAGUGAGUUCCGAACUGGGCGUAUACCAAUCAUGAUUGCUACAGAUGUUGCAUCCCGAGGUCUAGAUGUGGAUGAUAUAAAAUUUGUGAUAAACUUUGACUACCCCGCCACCUCAGAGGACUAUGUUCACCGCAUUGGGCGAACUGCUCGAAGCAACAAUACUGGCACUGCGUACACUUUCUUCACUCCUGCCAAUAUGAAGCAGGCACAAGACUUGAUGUCUGUGCUUAAAGAAGCUAACCAAGCCAUCAACCCUAAACUUACACAGCUGGCAGAGAGUGCCAGAGGAAUAUUUGGAAAAGGUCGCAGUCGCUACAGAGGUGGCCGGGAUAGAGAAAGCGGCAGUAGUGGUCGCUUUGGUUCUAGUGGCAGCCGUGGAGAUCGUGGAGGGGGUUCCCGUGGCAGCAGCUACAGUAGUGGCCGGGACCGUGGGGGUUCUUCUCGGGGAGGCUAUGGUAGCUCUUCUGGGUCAGGGUCGUUUAGCACAAGUAGCCAGUCAAGGGGUUCAUUUGGGUCAGCUAAACAGGGCAGUAGUUCAGAUCGAAGCAGGUUUUCUGGCAGCAGCAGCUCUGGAGGUAACUAUAAUCAAAACAAUGUAGGUAGCUAUGGAUCAUCUCUUAAUAAACCGAGUGGAUAUGGUGGAAAUAUGCAUUCAAAACAACCCAGUUAUAAUAAUUCUAGUAAUGCUGUUGCUGGCCCAAAGUCUGGCUACUCUACCCAGAAUAGCUCCAGCUACCCUGCCCCAAAUAAUUCUCGGACCAUGCAACCAGCUGGACAAUACGGUUCACAAAAGUCUCAAAGUAAUUCAUAUGCAAUGAAUGGUUAUGGCAGUGCACCAACUGCACCUGCCCAAAAUACAGCCCCUGCCCAACAGAAUGGAAACCCUGGCACUGGAGCUGGGGCACAGAACCUGCAAAACUUACAGAAUAUGGCUUAUAUGUACAGUCAGUGGAUGCAGAAUCAACCCGGUGGUAACUCUCAACAACAAGCCCCUCCUCCUCCUCCCCCGCCAGGGAAAUCGACCAACCCUCCACCUCCCCCACCUGCAAAUUAUAACUACCAGUAUCGUUAA
Molecule: messenger RNA, 2253 nt
Organism: Acanthosepion pharaonis
Lineage: Eukaryota; Metazoa; Mollusca; Cephalopoda; Sepiida; Sepiidae
Source: the annotation of a GenBank genome assembly